CAAUGGGAAAACUUAUCCGCAGGCUGCGCUUCCCGCCAAGUCUGAGGUAGAGAAACGGCGCCAUUUGGCCCUAAUAGUAACGGGACAGAGGGGGUUCCUUCCAGCUGCCCCCAGUCUCUCUAAUUGUUUCCUAUAAGGUGUGAGGCGCUGGAAGGGUUAAUGCAAAGACCUUUGGGCAAAGGAGUUGCUUAACGGACUGGGUUCCCUUAUCAUUGUAAUUAUUGCUGCUGUUAUACUCCUGUUAUGGAGGUUUAGUUGAUUACAGAUACUACUUGGUUACUCCAUUAUUUUUUGGGGGGCUAUCAUUUCCCAGCAUGCCCAGGGGCCCUGGAAUCAGACCUGAGUGACGUUGGUGACGUUACCCAUAGCAACCAAUCAGAUUGUUGCUUUUAUUUUCCAACUCGCAGGUGUCCGUUCAAAUCUGAUUGCUGAAUGGUUGCUAUGGGCAGCAUCCCCGGCGAUGUUGGCUUACACAAUAUAAUACAUUUGCCUUUAGACUCGGACAGAGAGGGAACUCUCCAGGGCAUCCAGCACGAGACAUGCCCCGAAGGGCAGAAAGUUUAUUAUUAUUAUUAACAUGUAACGCGCCAACAUGUCCCACAGCGCUACAGUAAGUUUAUUCACUGAAUCAUAUGAACCUUUGUGUCGCCUUUGUGUAUUCCUCCCUGCAGAAUGGGAAGCUGUAAGUGAGCUGCCAUAGAGUAAGCCAGGCUGUGCCGCUGUGUGUGUAUUACUGCCGCCAUUCAUGCCCCUCAGCGAAUGGGCCCCACUGGCACAGCGCCAAUACUCACUAGCCAACGAGCUGAGCAACAUGGCGGCUAUUCCAAGGAGUCAGAACCAGCGUCACGGGGUCCGGUUUGUAUCAGAGCCUCUCGCACAAUGGGCCCCACUGGCACAGCGCCAAUACUCACUAGCCAACGAGCUGAGCAACAUGGCGGCUAUUCCAAGGAGUCAGAACCAGCGUCACGGGGUCCGGUGUGUAUCAGAGCCCCUCACACAAUGGGCCCCACUGGCACAGCGCCAAUACUCACUAGCCAACAAGCUGAGCAACAUGGCGGCUAUUCCAAGGAGUCAGAACCAGCGUCACGGGGUCCGGUUUGUAUCAGAGCCUCUCGCACAAUGGGCCCCACUGGCACAGCGCCAAUACUCACUAGCCAACAAGCUGAGCAACAUGGCGGCUAUUCCAAGGAGUCAGAACCAGCGUCACGGGGUCCGGUGUGUAUCAGAGCCCCUCACACAAUGGGCCCCACUGGCACAGCGCCAAUACUCACUAGCCAACAAGCUGAGCAACAUGGCGGCUAUUCCAAGGAGUCAGAACCAGCGUCACGGGGUCCGGUGUGUAUCAGAGCCUCUCGCACAAUGGGCCCCACUGGCACAGCGCCAAUACUCACUAGCCAACAAGCUGAGCAACAUGGCGGCUAUUCCAAGGAGUCAGAACCAGCGUCACGGGGUCCGGUGUGUAUCAGAGCCCCUCACACAAUGGGCCCCACUGGCACAGCGCCAAUACUCACUAGCCAACAAGCUGAGCAACAUGGCGGCUAUUCCAAGGAGUCAGAACCAGCGUCACGGGGUCCGGUGUGUAUCAGAGCCUCUCGCACAAUGGGCCCCACUGGCACAGCGCCAAUACUCACUAGCCAACAAGCUGAGCAACAUGGCGGCUAUUCCAAGGAGUCAGAACCAGCGUCACGGGGGUCACGGGGUCCGGUGUGUAUCAGAGCCUCUCGCACAAUGGGCCCCACUGGCACAGCGCCAAUACUCACUAGCCAACGAGCUGAGCAACAUGGCGGCUAUUCCAAGGAGUCAGAACCAGCGUCACGGGGUCCGGUGUGUAUCAGAGCCUCUCGCACAAUGGGCCCCACUGGCACAGCGCCAAUACUCACUAGCCAACGAGCUGAGCAACAUGGCGGCUAUUCCAAGGAGUCAGAACCAGCGUCACGGGGUCCGGUGUGUAUCAGAGCCUCUCACACAAUGGGCCCCACUGGCACAGCGCCAAUACUCACUAGCCAACGAGCUGAGCAACAUGGCGGCUAUUCCAAGGAGUCAGAACCAGCGUCACGGGGUCCGGUGUGUAUCAGAGCCUCUCGCACAAUGGGCCCCACUGGCACAGCGCCAAUACUCACUAGCCAACGAGCUGAGCAACAUGGCGGCUAUUCCAAGGAGUCAGAACCAGCGUCACGGGGUCCGGUGUGUAUCAGAGCCUCUCGCACAAUGGGCCCCACUGGCACAGCGCCAAUACUCACUAGCCAACGAGCUGAGCAACAUGGCGGCUAUUCCAAGGAGUCAGAACCAGCGUCACGGGGUCCGGUGUGUAUCAGAGCCUCUCGCACAAUGGGCCCCACUGGCACAGCGCCAAUACUCACUAGCCAACGAGCUGAGCAACAUGGCGGCUAUUCCAAGGAGUCAGAACCAGCGUCACGGGGUCCGGUGUGUAUCAGAGCCUCUCGCACAAUGGGCCACAUUCGCACAAUCGUUUCCCCACCUGUUGCACAGACGCCUUGGGACUCCCCGAGACACAGCCAAACAGCAGGGGAAGAUGGAAAGCAGCUGCAGGUUCCUGCCACAAGCUUCUUCUGUGUUUAAUUCCGCUGACUUUAUCCAGGCAAACAGCGCACAAACCAGAGUCAACACUUACAGCUACAGACAUGCCUUGUGCUGAGCGGCAACGCCACAGGCCGAGAAGCUCAACAGCCUCAAACUCCCAUUAGACUGUGCAUUUGUGUAAACAUUUCCUGCAACAUUCCCUCUAUUCCCACUUCUGCUAAGCAGUUGCACAAUGUGUGUGUGUGUUAUACUGUAUUUAUAUAGUGCUACUGGGAUGUGCAAGAAAAGCACCCCCUGGGAGGGCAAGCGUUGACAUAAAUAAGCCUAAAUACACAGAGA
Messenger RNA from Xenopus tropicalis (tropical clawed frog), 2880 nucleotides. RefSeq lists its product as uncharacterized. The record is from RefSeq and is a predicted model, not a curated record. The transcript is spliced from 2 exons. NCBI's taxonomy places the organism in Eukaryota, Metazoa, Chordata, Amphibia, Anura, Pipidae. Bases 746 to 2656 code for a protein of 636 amino acids.